UGCCAUUGGUUUGCGUUCUUUAGUUAGGUUAAUGUUAUUACAUGGACCAUGUUGUUUUCAGCGUCGAAGACACAAGCACUAAACUAGCUGCAGUAGCUAUACGGCUGCAAUCUGGCUAAGAAUAUUUGUGCACUCAACUGAUACCAUUGGUUAUUUUUGCUCGUUUUUCUGUUUAAAUAAUACUGUAUGUAUCGUAUGUCUUGUGAUCACUUUAGAGAUGGACAACGUUACUUCGUCACCGCAUACAUUUGGAUCAGAGGGGAUCAGUCCACCAUACAGGAAGAGGCGGACUGUUGAGGACUUCAACAAGUUCUGCACAUUUGUGUUGGCUUAUGCAGGCUAUAUCCCCUACCCCCAGGAGGACUGUCCUGUGCUCAGUAGCUCCAGCCCUCCCAACAGUACAGGCAGCACAGCAGACAGCGAUGCCUGGACUCCUGUCCCUCGACCCCCCUCUUCCUGCGCCCUGAGUCCCCCUAAACCCCUGCAGGACAAGAACAGGAGACGACUCAGUUCCACAGGACUCCACCCUGAGGACUCACUAUCCAGCCAUGUUAGGAAAGAUCGUGGCCGUAUAGUGUCCUCCCUGCACCCAGAUGACCGCAGGAAAACCGAAAAACUGAAGAAGAGGAGGAGGGAAAGAAGGAGCCAGGCCAGUGAGCCGAACUCCACCCGACAGGCCUACGUAACCAUCUCUGAGCCGCAGUUUCCCCUGCCCCUGGGAGGACGACCAAUCAAAGACGAGCCCGAGGAUGACUUCACCAUCCCCCUUCCUCCUUCAGCCACUCAGCGCCUCUCCCCCUUCAUCAGCUCCUCCUGUAAACACGAGCCCAAUGAGGAGUGGGCGGGCUGGGAGGGGCAGGGGCCGGAAGAGGGCGUGGUGAAGGUGGAGAGGGUGGAGGGUUUCCCUGGUAACAGGACGGUGAUCAGACAGGGGAAACAAGUGGUGUUCCGGGACGAGGCUGGCUCUGGAGAGGACGAAGACAUAAUGGUGGACUCUGACGACGACUCGUGGGACCUGGUGACGUGUUUCUGUAUGAAGCCGUUUGCGGGCCGGGCCAUGAUCGAGUGCAGCCGUUGUAACAUGUGGAUCCAUCUGUCCUGCGCCAAGAUCAGGAAGUCCCAUGUCCCAGAGACCUACACGUGUCAGAGCUGCAGAGACUCCCUGGGCCCUGCAGACGCUCGCCGCUCAUACCGCUCACGCGUUGGCCCCCGCAAACACCUGCUGGAGUGACCCCCCCCC
Molecule: messenger RNA, 1240 nt
Organism: Esox lucius (northern pike)
Lineage: Eukaryota; Metazoa; Chordata; Actinopteri; Esociformes; Esocidae
Gene: phf13
Product: PHD finger protein 13
Exons: 5
Coding region: 218-1231 (337 amino acids)
Biological process (GO): mitotic chromosome condensation
Molecular function (GO): chromatin binding
Source: RefSeq, a predicted model, not a curated record